Pangasianodon hypophthalmus (striped catfish) is the source of this 1872-nucleotide messenger RNA. RefSeq names its product cAMP responsive element binding protein-like 2 (gene crebl2). The transcript is spliced from 3 exons. NCBI's taxonomy places the organism in Eukaryota, Metazoa, Chordata, Actinopteri, Siluriformes, Pangasiidae. Bases 245 to 622 code for a protein of 125 amino acids. Gene Ontology annotation, cellular component: nucleus. The record is from RefSeq and is a predicted model, not a curated record. Gene Ontology annotation, biological process: regulation of DNA-templated transcription. Gene Ontology annotation, molecular function: DNA-binding transcription factor activity.
AAAACGUCUAAGGGGCGGAAACGAUGCUAAAAACAUUAGCGAGUCUCGGGGUUUUGUGUGAGUGUUUGACGCGGAGUUUGUAGAAGACACGGAUUAAAAUCUGGCUUCUGGACUCUCAGAGAUCCCAUCACACCGCGUGUGAGGAAAAGAAGCUGUCUACACGUGUUAAUUACGAAGUGUUCAGGUGGUUGGUUAGCUAACAAGCUAGCUAGCUGUUUGGAUCUCCAAGUGCAGGUCAUCCAAAAUGGAUGACAGUAAGAUGGUUGGUGGAAAGGUGAAGAAACCGGGGAAACGUGGCCGAAAGCCUGCCAAGAUCGACCUGAAGGCGAAGUUGGAACGCAGCAGACAGAGCGCGCGAGAAUGUCGAGCCAGGAAGAAGCUGCGCUACCAGUACCUGGAGGAGCUGGUGUCCAGCAAAGAGAGAGCCAUCUGUGCCCUGAGAGAAGAACUAGAGAUGUACAAGCAGUGGUGCAUUGCCAUGGACCAGGGAAAAAUACCAUCAGAAAUCAAAGCUCUCCUGACAGGAGAUGAUCAGAAAGGCUCACAAAGCGGCAGCACCACCAAAACACCCAAAAACGGCAAAUACAACUCAUCAGGCAUCAGCCAGAGCAAGACGACUUAAGUUAAAGUUAGACGCUUCUCUUUAAAGACAGUCCAGCGUGCUCCGGACGCCGAGGGGGCUGAUAAAUAGAGCUAUGUAGAAUGGUGUAUAUGAAGGAUGAAGGAACAGUGCAGCAGUCACACAGAGUACAAACAAGGUUGUUUUUUUUUGUUUUUUUUGGAGGAAACUGGGUAAGGAACACUAAAUCUCUUAAAAGUCCACAGUAUUGUUUUUGUAACGAUCAUCAUUUUGGCAACAUUUUCAUUUAUUCCCUUCUCAGAUUUAGAACAAAGUGAAAGGCGAUGGUGAGGCAAGUGGCGAAUUCUUGCAGGUUUCAGAAAGUCAGAAAACAAAUUAUGCAAGAAGGCACAGAUAUCUGUCAAAGGACAAAUGAGACACAUGCACACUUUGGGUGUGGUCAGAAUGAUUAAGCUCUAAGCACUUUAAAGAAAUUUGAAGAUUUGCAUAGCACUGGGUUACAGCUCUUCAUUCUUGUAGAUUUUGUGAAGAAAAGUUACGGAGUGAAAUCUAUUUUUAUUUCAUAUGUAUUUAUUUCUUACUGAAACAUAACGCACUUUCCUUUUUGUCUCUCCACAACUGUAAAACGUGGAUAAGCUUUUUUAGUCACUAUACUCCAUUGGCGAUCUGAUGUCUAUCUUCUGUCUAUAAGUUUACGAAAUGAUACUCUGUCUGUAUUACAUCGACACAUUCACGUACAUUUCCCCCUGCACUCUCUCUCUCUCUCUCUCUCUCUCUCUCUCUCUCUCUCUCUCUCUUUUACACUCUGCAUUAAUAUUAUUGUAUUUGUAAUGUUUCAGAAUAAGUUCUCAUUAGGAUGCCUAGGAAUCAUGUUCAGCUUCUUAAUUGCUAACUUGUCGAUUAAUCAAACUGAUAUUUUAUUUUUUGGAACAUGUCUAUAUUCAGACUGGACAGUGCACUGAAAGAAAGAAUUAGUUUGUAAUUAGAAAAGUAACCCUGUGUACGAAACCAAAACCAAGUUGAAGACACAGUAGAUCAGAUUGUGUUGAUAAACAUACAGUAUUUUGGAUAAUAUGAAUAAUUUGAUCAUUUGACAUGAUGUUUAUGUAGACAACACAAACAAAUCAACAUUAAGUGCAAAAUGAAUGGAUCAAUAAUGUACUGUCGAACAGUGAUACAUUUGUGUUUCUCCCUUUCCUGCCUGUCCGUUUCCAAUAAUGUCAUUAUUUUGCACAGAAAUAUAUGGAUAUUUUUAUAUUUAUGUAUAAAGUGUGUAUAGAACUGUUGGCAAA